CAAAAAUAUCAACGAUGGCUGAUAUGGAGGAUUAUGCGUACGACUACGACUAUCUUCUCAAGAUUGUCCUUAUUGGAGACUCAGGUGUUGGAAAGUCCAAUUUACUCUCGAGAUUCACCCGUAACGGAUUCAACUUGGACUCCAAGUCCACGAUUGGUGUUGAAUUUGCCACAAAGACUUUGGAGGUUGACGGCAAGAAGUUGAAAGCACAGAUCUGGGAUACCGCUGGUCAGGAGCGUUACAGGGCCAUAACAAGUGCCUACUACAGAGGCGCCAUGGGUGCGCUUAUCGUGUAUGACAUCACCAAACCAGAGACUUAUGAGAACGUUAGCAAAUGGCUCAAAGAGCUUAAAGACCACGCCGAUGAUAACUUGGUUGUUGAGUUGGUUGGAAACAAGUCAGACUUGGAACACUUGAGAGGUGUACCAACAGAGGAGGCUAAGCACUUUGCUGCUGAGAACCAGCUCCUCUUUACAGAGACGUCUGCUUUGAACGCAGAUAAUGUUGAUUUGUCGUUUGAGCAAGUUGCCAAAGCCAUCUACAACAUGGUCAAGAAGAACCAGCUAGACUUGUCCGACUACUCGGGAGCAAAGCCUCCAACUGGACAGACAAUCUCCUUGACACCAACCCCAGGGGCAGAGUCAAACAAGCAUAAGAGCAACUGCUGUUGAGAAUUGUACCUUCAAAGACAAACAUCAUUAUAUCAGGCCUGUACAAUAAUAUAAACUACAAACAAUCUUGAGGAUUCUUAAAGAAACAA
Williopsis jadinii is the source of this 760-nucleotide messenger RNA. It is a transcript of the gene YPT31, whose product is annotated as Rab family GTPase YPT31. Gene Ontology annotation, cellular component: recycling endosome. The transcript has 2 exons. The record is from RefSeq and is a predicted model, not a curated record. Bases 15 to 671 code for a protein of 218 amino acids. Gene Ontology annotation, molecular function: GTP binding; GTPase activity. NCBI's taxonomy places the organism in Eukaryota, Fungi, Ascomycota, Saccharomycetes, Phaffomycetales, Wickerhamomycetaceae. Gene Ontology annotation, biological process: exocytosis.